CAGAUCCAUCUUUAGAUCAUAGCCUCGCGGAGUCUCCCCCAGCAGCAGAGAAAUUGGCCGGGUUGCAGGGCAGUCAGAGAAAAGGAUGGCGAUGGAGGGAUUGACAAGCACAACGCCAGGGGUCUCAUUUGAGCCCCGGCUUUGCUGGCCAGCUUUUUUCUCCAACCCGGAAAGAGAGAACUGGACGGAGAUGUAUUUCUGUGUAUAGGGGAAAAAAAGAUUUUCUGCGAUGUAAAAUCUUUCUUUCUCUCUUACAGACAGGGGAACUCCAGGCAGCAUCGGUCAGCAAACAACUAGCCCUUCUCGUUUGCAGGGGAAACAAUCUAGCAGAAUUAGAAGGAGAUUGUGGUGACAUUUCUCUUUAGAGAGGGCCAAAAUAGGCAAAGUAGCCAGCGUGUGUCUGUGUUACUCUCUGCCCCAUAGCACUCUAUCCCUUAUGAAAUUGCUGUUCUUAGAUGCAGUUUUUUGUUCAUUUUGCUAUUUUUUUCUUUUCAGUGUGGCUUAUUGCUCAAUAAGUAAGAUGUAUUUUCCUUUUUCUCCUAAAACUAGUUGCAAGGUUUCCUUUAAGAUGGACCCUCAGACUUUUCUGCUUUCCCAAGUCCCAGCAGAAGAACCAGUUGGUUUGGCCCCAGUGGAUCAGCUCAGUUCCUUCUCUAGGAGAAGACGCAUUUGGUCAGCCUCCAGGAAAGUUUCAGAAGAAGUGAAUACUCUGCUCAAGGAUAUUGAGGAGUACAAUAGGCAGAGGUUCCGUUCUGAUGCUCUUCCUUUCAGAGAAAGUCCCUGGCAGACUCUGUUCCAGCUGGGAGAGGCCGCUCAGAGAUGGCUAAGACCACAGGACCGCACCAAGGGACAGAUUGUGGACGUGGUCAUCUUGGAGCAGUUUCUGCACGUGCUUCCUUUGGGAAUGCAGGCUUGGGUGAGAGCCAGGAAGCCAGGUAGCAGCCAGGAGGCAGCUCAGCUGGCUGAAGCUUACCUGCAGCAACAGUACCCGGUGGCUUUCCAGGAUGUGGCUGUACAUUUCACCCCAGAGGAGUGGGCUCUUCUGGAUAAGAAACAAAGAAUCUUGUAUUACACCGUCAUGCAAGAGAAUUCUGAGAACGUGACUUCCUUAGAGCUCUUAAUUUCCAAAUCAGAUCCAAGUCUUCAGCUUGAGAGGGAAGAAGUGUCACAAGUGGCUGAUCUCCAGGUGGUAAAAGGAAAAGACACUAUUGAUCAAGAGAUUGUAAAUUGUGAGGACGCAACUACGGUUGAAUUGCCCCCAUAUGACAGUUUCCAUAAAAGGGAAUCUGAUAUGAUCUUUCAGAAAGGAGCAGAGGGAAAGAUUCUGCAAUCUGAGGAAAGAGGGAAUCUGAGGCAUCCUUGUGAGGUUUUAGGUCAAUUCGUUUUGAAACAAACCUGUGAAGGUACAGUUGGCAAGACCGUUCCAAGAAAAAAGAGGAAAGAAAAUCUGGAUACAAGAAAGAAUCCUCAUCAAGAGAAGCCUGGAGCAGAGCAAUUCCACGAGCCAUUGCGGUGGGCUGUGCGCUUUGAUCCCAAACGUUCUGGAAAAAUGGAGACCAAAUCCAGAAGGUGGCAGGAGUUGUUACCGGAGUUGACACAAAUUUCUAAGGCCAACAAGAGAAUGCCGAGGAGUAGAUCCCGAUUAACUACUACUGCAGCAAGAAAAAAAUAUACGUGUAAUGAGUGUGGAAAAAGGUUCGAUCAGCCGUCACAAGUUAUUAAGCACCAGAGGAUCCACACAGGAGAAAAGCCAUUUCUGUGUCCUGAAUGUGGGAAGCGUUUUAACAAACAGUCCAAUCUUAAUGUCCAUUUACGUCUCCAUCGUGGAGAGAAACCUUAUAGCUGCCCUGAUUGUGGCAAAAGAUUCAAUGCCAAGUAUCAUUUGCGUGGACACUACAGAAUACACACAGGGGAGAAGCCUUAUGUAUGUGAAGACUGUGGGAAGAGAUUCCCUGUUAAAUCUUCUCUAAAUAAGCACCAACGAAUCCAUACAGGAGACCCCAACCUGCCCAACCUAUCUGAGAUCAACUCAAAAGGCAAUACCCAGGCAGUAUUACCAGAAGUGAUACAGGUGUGCGCAGCUCCUGAAACAGAAACAAUAGUUAAAACUACCACUUGCAAUUCCCCAAUAGGGAUGACAGCGUCAAACAGGAAUUAUGCCUGUUCUGAAUGUGGGAAAAAAUUUGAUCGGCCUUCACACCUUACUAAACACCAGAGGAUUCACAAAGGAGAAAGGCCAUAUCCAUGUACUGAAUGCGGGAAAUGUUUCAAUAAGCAGUCUAACCUUACUGUCCAUUUACGUCUCCAUACUGGAGAGAAACCUUAUGGCUGUCCUGAUUGUGACAAAAGAUUUUGUACUAAAUCUCAUUUGCUUGGACACUAUAGGAGGCACACAGGGGAGAAGCCUUACGAAUGUGAAGCGUGUGGGAAGAGAUUCCCUGUUAAAUCUUCCCUAAAUAAGCACUGCCGAACCCAUACAGCAGACCCCAAGCUGUCCAAACCAACUGAGAUCACAUCAGGAGGAAAUACUCAGGCAAUAUUACCAGAGGUGACCCAGGUGUAUGCAAUUCCUAAACCAGAAAAAAUCAUCAAAAUUAUAAGUCAGAAGCCCCCAAUAGGAAUUAUAGUAUCAAACGGGAAUUUGGUCUGUCGUGAGUGUGGGAAACGUUUUGAUCAGCCUUCACACCUUAUUACACACCUGAGGAUCCACACAGGAGAAAGGCCAUAUCCAUGUACUGAAUGCGGGAAACGUUUUCAUCAGCAGUCUCACCUUAAUGUCCAUUUGCGUAUCCAUACUGGAGAGAAACCUUAUGGCUGUCCUGAAUGCGGCAAAAGAUUCAACAUGAAAUCCCAUCUACAAGGACAUUACAGGAUCCACACAGGUGAGAAGCCGUUUGAGUGUGAAGACUGUGGGAAGAGCUUCCGGGUGAAAUCUUGUCUAACUAAGCAUCAGCAAAUCCAUACAGGAGAAAAGCCAAAUAAAUCUCUCUCCUGAGAAGAAAAUUCACCUAAACACCAGCUCUCUCUCCCUCUGGGGGGAAAAAAAAUUGCAUAUGCUUUGAGUGUCACAAAACUUUUUGCAACCGAUCAGAUUUUAUUCAGCAUGAAAGAAUUCACACAGGAAAAAAUCAUUGUCUGUGUUGCUGUAAGCACUGGAAAUGCAUCACUGAUAAAUAUUUCCAUGCAAUUUUAUAUAUUUAUUUUCCAGGAAUUCACGAAUAACUCUCUUGCAAAUGCUUUUAUGGGGCUGGGGGGAAACAGUGCAUGUUUGGAAUUUAAAUUUUGUGUCCAUCUUCGACAAGCACUGCUCUGUGGCUUAAAAUGCCUUUUUUAGGAUUGGCCCAAAAGAGCUUAGUAAACAGUAGAGAUUCGGUGUGAAGAGACUGAUGCCAUGCUGUCUGGCUUCAAUUUUCCAAGGAACAAGUGGCACUGCCUUCUAGAUAGGUAGGUCUGCAUUCCAGGGUAACCUGAAACUUAAGUAACAGUUAUUGCUGUUCUCAAAGGAGGCUUCACUUGGGACUAUAAGAAAACCUUAGAUUAAUUUUGCAUUUGGUUCCCACUCAUGCAUGGCUAUUUAUUUGAAGCUUGUCUUGAAAUGACAUGAGAUGCUUCAGAAAAAAAAAUAUUUUCAGUCCGGUAGCGGUAAGGCAGAAGAAGCAUGCCUUUUGAAGAAGAAACUUGCCUUUUGUGCUCAGCGGGAUUCAAAAUGAGAUGUAUGAAAUGCGCACAGGUUGGGGGGGGGGGGAAAUCAAAGACAGAUAGGAAUGUAGCUUCCACUUCAAGAUGCUGCUUCAGAAACAUCAGUCGAAAAAGAAAGUCCCCCUCCUGAGUUUUGAUUUCUGCUCCAAUCUAUUUAUUCAGCCAGAUGACUGCAUAACCGCCAGGUUCACCCAUCAUGCUUAACUGAGUCAUGAGGGGUAACUGGUAUGAUUGGCUCCCACCAAUUAGCCCUAAGAAAGUCUAUUUUUAAAUCAAACAGCCCUAGUUGUUUGGAAAUCAAGUAGCAUGUGUGUGAAUGUACUGAACACACAACAUUUAAGUUGUAUUGUCUAAGUUGUAGCUGUCCUGUAGUUUAAGUGAUACUUCCCCUUUCCAUGGCCGGGUUUUGGAGUCAGCCUACAAGACAUGGGCAUUCUAGGCAUUCCAUCUUUGUGGUUGUUUUGGCUUUCACCAUCAGAGUCACAUAGAAACAGUCUAGUCCAGUGAUUUGCCUCAAGAGAGACUGCACCUUGAAGUGGGCAUUGUAAAAAGAGAGACUAAGUUAUAGACAGCUAUAAACACUGGCUAGAGUUGCCUUGCUGUCUUAUGGGGCUAGUCCCUACAACCUUGUUCUCAAAUGCCCUGUUUUUACCUUCAGAAAGCCUUUCAAAACCUGGAUUUUCUCUAGGCUUUAGGGCCUGGAUAUUGUCAGAUAUUCUUGCCUUGGGAUGAUGUAGCUUAUUCUUUGCCUGGCAUCUUGUAUUGUUUUUUUCUAUUGUUUUUAAUGUACUGUAUGUUUCAAACGUUUUGUUGGUUAGUCACCCAGAGCUAUUUGAUAAGAUAAAUCUAUAUAAUAAACUAAUACAUCAGCUAA
Messenger RNA from Crotalus tigris (Tiger rattlesnake), 4573 nucleotides. Its product is annotated as zinc finger protein 30 homolog. The coding region runs from base 437 to 2995 and encodes 852 amino acids. The transcript has 5 exons. Gene Ontology annotation, molecular function: RNA polymerase II cis-regulatory region sequence-specific DNA binding; DNA-binding transcription factor activity, RNA polymerase II-specific. The record is from RefSeq and is a predicted model, not a curated record. NCBI's taxonomy places the organism in Eukaryota, Metazoa, Chordata, Lepidosauria, Squamata, Viperidae. Gene Ontology annotation, biological process: negative regulation of transcription by RNA polymerase II; regulation of cytokine production; regulation of immune system process.